UGUCAAUCCCUUCAUUCCACAAAUAGUGCACAAAUGCUAUGUGUUGGGCACUUGGAAAAGAAGAAUGGACAAAAUAGAUGACAAUGCUUCUUGGAUCUUACAUCCUCUUCAGAGAAAAUGGAAAAUAAACAUGAUAAAUAGGGCCAAGAGAGGAGACCCCUACAUUCCAAGGGAGCUCUCAGAAAGGCAGUCUGGAGGAAGGAGAGCAGCACUGGACAGCCGACCCCGCAGCUCCACCUCAGUUAACAGAGCAUGUGGCUGACUGGCUGACAUUGGAGCAGAGCAAUGUCCAAGCCAAAGCACAGGAGGGCCUUGCCAGUGUGUGGAUGGAGCUUGUUUCAAGGGCCAGAGCACCUCUCAGAACCCCCCAGCCCCCUUUGAAUCACCGUUUCCAGCUACCUUUUGAGUCCCUGACCCUAAUGUAAAAUCCUCUCUGAGGAUCCCAUUGGCUGACGAUGAGACGGCUCCUUCUUCUGUAUUUCGCAUUGCCCGGCCUCCUGUGUGACCAACAAGCUUGCUCCCGCGGGGCUUGCUAUCCACCUGUUGGGGACUUGCUCAUUGGGAGGACCCAGUUUCUCCGAGCUUCAUCCACCUGUGGACUGACCAAGCCUGAGACUUACUGCACGCGGCACGGAGAGUGGCAUAUGAAAUGCUGCAAGUGUGACUCCAGGCUGCCUCACAAUUACAACAGCCACCGAGUGGAGAAUGUGGUUUCGUCUUCAGGCCCCGUGCGCUGGUGGCAGUCACAAAAUGAUGUGAGCCCUGUUUCUCUGCAACUGGACCUGGACAGGAGAUUUCAGCUUCAGGACAUCAUGAUGGAUUUUAAGGGUCCCAUGCCUGCAGGCAUGCUGAUUGAGCGCUCUUCAGACUUUGGCAAGACCUGGAAGGUGUACCAGUACCUGGCUUCUGACUGUGCGACUGCCUUCCCCCGGAUCCGUCAGGGCCAGCCACAGAACUGGCAGGAUGCCCGGUGCCAGCCUAUGCCCCAUAGGCCGAAUGGGCAUCAAAAUGGGGGGAAGGUCCAGCUUAACAUUAUGGAUUUAGCAUCUGGGAUUUCAGCAUCUCAAGGUCAAAAAAUCCAAGAGUUGGGAGACAUCACAAACCUAAGAGUCAACUUCACCAAGCUGGCCCCUGUGCCCCGGAGGGGUGUCCACCCUCCCAGCGCCUACUUCGCUGUGUCCCAGCUACGUUUGCAAGGCAGCUGCCUCUGUCAUGGCCAUGCUGACCGCUGCGUCCCCAAGCCUGGCGCCCCCGCGGGCCCCUCCACCGCUGUGAAGGUCCACGAUGUCUGCAUCUGCCAACACAACACUGCUGGCCCCAACUGUGAGCGCUGUGCGCCCUUCUACAACAACCGGCCCUGGAGACCUGCAGAGGGCCACGACCCCCAUGAAUGCCAAAGGUGUGAUUGCAAUGGGCACUCGGAGACCUGUCACUUCGACCCAGCUGUGUUUGCUGCCAGCCAGGGGACACAUGGAGGUGUGUGUGACAACUGCCGGGACCACACGGAGGGCAGGAACUGUGAACGGUGUCAGCUGCACUAUUUUCGGAACCGGCGACCUGGCGCUCCCAUCCAGGAGACCUGUAUCCCUUGUGAAUGUGACCCGGAUGGGGCAGUGCCAGGGGCUCCCUGUGACCCCAAGACUGGCCAAUGCGUGUGCAAGGAGCAUGUGCAGGGAGAACGCUGUGACCUGUGCAAGCCGGGCUUCACUGGACUUACCUACGCCAACCCACAGGGGUGCCACCGCUGUGACUGCAGCGUCCUAGGGGCCCGGCGAGACAUGCCCUGUGACGAGGAGAGUGGGCGCUGCCUGUGUCUGCCCAAUGUGGUGGGCCCCAAGUGUGACCAGUGCGCUCCCUCCCACUGGAAGCUGGCCAGUGGCCGGGGCUGCGAGCCGUGUGCCUGUGACCCGCACAACUCCCUCAGCCCCCAGUGCAACCAGUUCACAGGGCAGUGUCCCUGCCGGGAAGGGUUUGGUGGGCUGACGUGCAGUGCUGCAGCCAUCCGCCAGUGUCCUGACAGGACCCACGGAGAUGUGACUACCGGAUGCCGAGCCUGUGACUGUGACUUCCGGGGAACAGAGGGUCCAGGCUGUGACAAGGCCUCAGGCCGCUGCCUCUGCCGUCCUGGCUUGACGGGGCUCCGCUGUGACCAGUGCCAGCGAGGCUACUGCGACCGCUACCCAGUGUGUGUGGCCUGCCACCCCUGCUUCCAGUCCUAUGAUGCUGACCUCCGGGAAAAGGCUCACCGUCUUGGCAGCCUUCGCAAUGCCACGGCCAGACUGUGGUCAGGGGCAGGCCUGGAGGACCCCGGCCUGGCCUCCCGCAUGCUGGCUGCCAAGAACAAGAUCCAACAGAUCCAAGCUAUCCUCAGCAGCGCCUCAGUCACAGAGGAGGAGGUGGCCCAGGUGGCCAAUGGCAUCUUUUCCAUCAGGCGGGCUCUUCAGGGCCUGCAGCUGGACCUGCCCCUAGAAGAAGAGAUGGCAACCCUCCCAGGAGAUCUGGAGAGUCUGGACAGAAGCUUCAAUCAUCUUCUCAUUAUGUAUCAGAGCAAGAGGGAGCAGUUUGAGAAAAUAAGCGGUUCUGACCCUUCAGGAGCCUUCCGGAUGCUAACAGCAGCCUAUGAGCGGUCCGCCCAGGCCGCUCAGCGGGUAUCUGACAGCUCCCACUUGCUGCGCCAGCUCAGGGACAGCCGUAGAGAGGCAGAAGAUCUGGAGAGGCAGAUGGGAGCUGGAGGAGGUGCUGGUGGUCCCCAGCUUGAGGCCCUCCGGCUAGAGAUGGCUUCCUUGCCUGACCUGACACCCACCAUUAACAAGCUCUGUGGUGGCUCCAGGCAGAUGCCCUGCACCCCAGGAGCAUGCCCUGGGGAGCUGUGUUCCCAAGAUAACGGCACAACCUGUGGCCCCCACUGCAGAGGUGCCCUCCCCAGGGCCGGAGGGGCCUUCCGGACGGCGGGGCAGGUGGCUGAACAGCUACGGGCCUUUAACCUCCAGCUCCAGCAGACAAGGCAGAUGAUUAAGGCAGCGGAAGAAGCUGCCUCGCAGGUCCAAUCAGAUGCCCAGCGUCUGGAGACCCAGGUGAGCACCAGCCGCUCUCAGAUGGAGGAGGACACGGGGCGCAUUCGGCAGCUCAUCCAGCACGUGCGGGACUUCCUCUCGGACCCUGAAACAGACGCAGCCACCAUCCAGGAGGUGAGCCAGGCGGUGCUGGCUCUGUGGCUGCCCACCGACUCCGCUACUGUCCUGCGGAAGAUGAAUGAGAUCCAGGCCAUCGCAGCCAGGCUCCCCAAUGUGGACCUGGUGCUGUCCCAGACCAAACAGGACAUCGCCCGGGCCCGCAGGCUCCAGGCUGAGGCUGAGCAGGCCAGGAGCCGAGCCCACACAGUGGAAGGCCAGGUAGAGGAGGUGGUUGGGAACCUGAGGCAAGGCACAGUGGCACUGCAGGAGGCUCAAGACACCAUGCAAGGCACCGGCCGCUCCCUGCGGCUUAUCCAGGAGAGGGUGGCUGAGGUUCAACAGGUCCUGGUGCCUGCAGAGAGGCUGGUGAUGAGCAUGACAGAGCAGCUGGGCCGCUUCCGCACUCGGAUGGAGGAGCUCCGUCGCCAGGCCCAGCAGCAGCGGGCCCAGGCGGCCCAGGCCCAACAGCUUGCGGAGGGCACCAACAAGUGGGCACUGACUGCCCAGGAGGGAUUUGAGAGAGUACAGCAAAAGUAUGCUGAGCUGAAGGACCGGCUGGGUCAGAGUCCUAUGCUGGGUGAGCAGGGCAGCCGAAUCCAGAGCGUCAAGAGAGAGGCCGAGGAGCUGUUUGAAGAGACCAUGGAGAUGAUGGACAGGAUGAAAGACAUGGAGUCAGAGCUGCUGCAAGGGAGCCAGGCUAUUGUGCUGCACUCGGCGCACCUGACGGGGCUGGAGAAACGUGUGGAGCAGAUCCGUGACCAUAUCAACGGGCGCGUCCUCUACUAUGCCACCUGCAAGUGAUCUCCAGCUCCAGCCUCCUCCGACCCCACUCAUCUACCCUCGUUGCCUUUGAGGGGCAGGUUUGGCUCCAGGAGACUCAGAUGCCACUUACAGCAUGAUCUGGAUUACCCUAGGUGUGCAGCUGCAGGAUCGCCGUGACCCACGGCAGUGGCUGCCCUGACAGGACCACUGCAUUGAAGGGAUGGAGAUGCUGGGGCUGGGUGUGUCAUUAUGGCUGAGAGUUCUCCAGCCAGGACAGCUGAACUGGGCAAUGUCUGCAACCCUUUGUCUUUCAUCGGGUCCAAAUCCUGGACCGACACAAAAAGUGAUAUGUACAUGGAAAACCCAAUAAAAGAUAUU
This is a messenger RNA of Perognathus longimembris pacificus (Pacific pocket mouse), 4313 nucleotides long. RefSeq names its product laminin subunit beta 3 (gene Lamb3). Gene Ontology annotation, cellular component: basement membrane. The record is from RefSeq and is a predicted model, not a curated record. The coding region runs from base 456 to 3974 and encodes 1172 amino acids. Lineage: Eukaryota; Metazoa; Chordata; Mammalia; Rodentia; Heteromyidae. Gene Ontology annotation, biological process: axon guidance. The transcript is spliced from 25 exons.